UUAAGUAGAUAAAUUAAGAUUUUUAGUUGGAGUUUCAAUAUCAAACUCUCAAAAAUUAAUAGCAUGAAUAUACAGAGAAGUAGAAGGAUAUAGUAAGCCUGAAAAACACUAUGAACCAAUUCGGCAUAAUUAAGAUUUAUAUAAUUUUCACACAACGGUAGGAUACAAAUUCCAUUCAAGUUCCCAUAGACAAUAAACUGGGAGAUACUGGAACAUAUCCAGGGAUGGAAGACCACGUGUGUACUUUACUUCUAACCUAAUGCCAAGGCUGAUCUGACAGCAGGUACCAGUCCAUGCCCACAGGCUGGGGACCCUGUUUUACCUUAUGCCCUCGGAGAAAGGAAGAGGCCAGUCCGAUCAUUUCUUUUCACAAAGGCACAGGCAGACUCAACUAGAUCUGAGUAACUCAGGGAGUGUGUGAUGGAUAAUAAGAGCCCUGUGAGGUCCCUCUGGGAUUAUUGCUGGGAACCUUCCUGCUGGCGAUUGUAAAUUCUUGCCCGCUUUUUUAGGUUGUAGUUACACAGGAAGUACUAACAAAUAAACAAAAGAGAGCCGAGAAGGGCACCCCCUCGGAUGAUUGUUCAGACGGAGACCGCCCAAAUAGAAAACACACGCUGUUUCCCCUGGCCUGACGGAUUUGGCAAUCAGAGUUCAAGUUCACAGGACAGGGGCCGGGCCUCUGGCGGCAGGAACUGGAGUCGGAGGCUUCCCUACUUCUCGCUCCCGGAGGAGAACCCCAGGCAUGCCUUUCAGUGCCUCGGCCUCUGAACCGUCUCACUUGGGGAAAUCCAGCCGCAGCCCACGGUCACCGGUGCAGGAAUCCAGAUGCUGGCCAAAUACAGCAGCACGCGGGACAUGCUGGACGCUGAUGGAGACACCACGAUGAGCCUGCGUUCUCAAGCCUCCGCUACAUCCCAGCGGCCAGAACGUGGCCAUACAGAGCGCCGGCGUCCCUCUUCGGCUUGGCGCCCAGUGGCCCUGAUCCUGCUGACUCUCUCUUUGGGGCUGCUGAUUGGCCUGGCCGCGCUGGGGCUUGUGUUUUUUCAGUUAUACCAGCUCUCCAAUACUCAGCAAGACAGCAUUUUGCAAAAGGAGGAAAGAUUGGGGAAUCUCUCCCGACAGCUGCAAUCUCUUCGAACCCAAAACAGGAAACUUGCAGAAACUCUGCAUCACGUGGCUGAGAAACUCUGUCGUGAGCUCUAUAACAAAACUGGAGAACACAGAUGUAGCCCUUGCCCAGAAAAAUGGAAAUGGCAUGGGGACAAAUGCUACCAAUUCUAUAAAGAAAGUAAGAGUUGGCAGGGCUGUGAAUAUUUCUGCAUUGCUGAGAACUCGACUAUGCUGAAGAUAAACACACAGGAAGUGCUGGAGUUUGCCAUGCCUCACAGCUACUCUGAGUUUUUCUACUCUUAUUGGACAGGGCUAUCCCGAAAUGGCAGCGGCAAGGCCUGGCUGUGGAUGGACGGAACCCCUUACUCCUCCAAACUGUUUGAGGUUAUGAUAGAUUUGACCAACCUGAGAAGCAGGGACUGUGUGACCAUCCUCAAUGGGAAGGCUUUUUCCAAGGACUGCAGAGAGCUGAGACGAUGCGCCUGUGAAAAAGCUGCAGCCAUGGUGAAGGUGCAGAGUCUCCAUGAGCCUCUGAGCCAGAGGUGGAGGUGAAUGGUUCUCCAGCUACAACUGCAACUGCAGGCCCCCUUCAGAGAGCUGGAAGCUUCUGCUCUGCAGAACACAACUCUAGACUGUAUAUGCACCUGGCCUAGUGUGGGUCCAGUUCCUAUUUCUGUCCAUUUAGUCCCUGUUAUAUAAAGAAAGCUGAGCGCUGAA
Cervus elaphus (red deer) is the source of this 1827-nucleotide messenger RNA. It is a transcript of the gene CLEC1A, whose product is annotated as C-type lectin domain family 1 member A. Lineage: Eukaryota; Metazoa; Chordata; Mammalia; Artiodactyla; Cervidae. The coding region runs from base 826 to 1662 and encodes 278 amino acids. The record is from RefSeq and is a predicted model, not a curated record. The transcript has 6 exons.